This is a messenger RNA of Protopolystoma xenopodis, 372 nucleotides long. NCBI's taxonomy places the organism in Eukaryota, Metazoa, Platyhelminthes, Monogenea, Polystomatidea, Polystomatidae. The record is from the annotation of a GenBank genome assembly.
AUGGAAUGUGGCCCCAUUUCAUUUGCUAUCUACCCCGACCCCUCUCUUUCUAUCGGCUUAUCCAACUCGGGCCUCCAAUCCGGAUCCCUUCAUUGUCUAAUGGAUCCGUUGCCUAUCUUUCUGGUUGACCGAUUUCACUCGGUUUCAGUCCCAGUGUGCAUUCCACAAAAGGCGCUAUUUCUCAAGGCCCAAGAAGAACGUACACUGCCGCUUCCUGUGAAAGGAAGGCCUGAUAUCUGCAAGCAUGGAAAUCGGAGCUUAGGCGCUCUACUCAGUGAAGCGGCAGUGUACGUGUUUCUAGGACCUUCAGAAAUAGCGCCUGGAGUGGAAUGCGCACUGGGACUGGAACCGAGUGAAAUCGAUCAACUAUAA